GAAGACCACGUGGCGUUUUUGAUCACCGUCCCCACGGCCCUGGCCAUCUUCUUUGCGAUCUUCAUCCUCGUCUGCAUCGAAGCUGUGUUCAAGAAGCUGCUACGCCUCUUCUCGCUGGUGAUAUGGAUCUGUCUCGUCGCCAUGGGAUACCUGUUCAUGUGCUUUGGAGGUACCAUCUCACCUUGGGACCAGGUGUCCUUCUUCCUCUUCAUCGUCUUCGUGGUGUACACCAUGCUGCCCUUCAACAUGCGGGACGCGGUCAUCGCCAGCGUCCUCACCUCCGCCUCGCACACCAUCGUCCUCAGCGUCUGCCUCUCUGCGGACCCAGAGGCCAGGGAGCACCUGGUCUGGCAGAUCCUGGCCAAUGUGAUCAUCUUCAUCUGCGGGAACCUGGCGGGCGCCUACCACAAGCACCUCAUGGAGCUGGCCCUGCAGCAGACCUACCAGGACACCUGCAACUGCAUCAAGUCCCGCAUCAAGCUGGAGUUUGAGAAACGCCAACAGGAGCGGCUCCUUCUGUCCCUGCUGCCCGCCCACAUUGCCAUGGAGAUGAAAGCCGAGAUCAUCCAGCGGCUGCAGGGCCCCAAGGCCGGCCAGAUGGAGAACAGCAACAACUUCCACAACCUGUACGUCAAGCGGCACACCAACGUCAGCAUCCUGUAUGCGGACAUUGUUGGGUUCACCCGGCUGGCGAGUGACUGUUCCCCGGGAGAGCUGGUCCACAUGCUGAAUGAACUCUUUGGAAAGUUCGAUCAGAUUGCGAAGGAGAACGAGUGCAUGAGAAUUAAGAUCCUGGGCGACUGCUACUACUGUGUGUCCGGACUCCCCAUCUCCCUGCCGAACCACGCCAAGAACUGUGUGAAGAUGGGGCUGGACAUGUGCGAGGCCAUCAAAAAAGUGAGGGACGCAACGGGCGUGGACAUCAACAUGCGUGUGGGCGUGCACUCAGGCAACGUGCUGUGUGGUGUCAUCGGGCUGCAGAAGUGGCAGUACGACGUGUGGUCACACGACGUCACACUGGCCAACCACAUGGAGGCCGGAGGGGUCCCGGGGCGUGUCCACAUCUCCUCUGUCACCUUGGAGCAUCUCAACGGAGCCUACAAGGUGGAGGAGGGAGACGGUGACAUCCGGGACCCGUAUCUGAAGCAGCACCUGGUGAAAACCUACUUUGUCAUCAACCCCAAGGGAGAACGGCGGAGCCCCCAGCAUCUCUUCCGGCCUCGCCACAACCUGGACGGAGCCAAGAUGCGGGCGUCGGUGCGCAUGACUCGCUACUUGGAGUCCUGGGGGGCGGCCAAGCCCUUCGCACACCUGCACCACAGAGACAGCAUGACCACUGAGAACGGCAAAAUCAGCACCACGGACGUACCCAUGGGCCAGCACAAUUUCCAGAAUCGCACCCUAAGAACCAAAUCACAAAAGAAAAGAUUUGAAGAAGAAUUGAAUGAAAGGAUGAUUCAAGCUAUUGAUGGAAUCAAUGCUCAAAAGCAGUGGCUCAAGUCUGAAGACAUCCAGAGAAUCUCCCUCCUCUUCUACAACAAAAUACUGGAGAAAGAGUACCGAGCCACGGCCCUGCCUGCCUUCAAGUACUACGUCACCUGUGCCUGCCUCAUCUUCCUCUGCAUCUUCCUCGUCCAGAUCCUCGUGGUUCCCAAAACCACCACCCUGGGAGUCUCCUUCGGCCUCGCCUUUCUUGUUCUCACCGUCAUCCUGCUGGUCUGCUUUGCCGGGCACCUUCUGCAAUGCAGUAAGAAGGCGUCUGCCUCCCUCCUGUGGCUCCUCAAGUCCUCGGGCAUCAUCGCCAGCCGGCCCUGGCCGCGGGUCUCCCUCACUCUCGUCACCACAGCCAUCGUACUGACCAUGGCCGUGUUCAACAUGUUUUUUCUGGAGGUUCCGAAAGAGAAUCCCACGCUAACUGCCAACACUUCCAACACCAGCUUGUCCCCAGCCAACAACCAGACUCUUCAGCACGCGCAGAGGUUAUACUUCCUCCCGUAUUACAUCUACAGCUGCGUCCUGGGACUCAUCUCCUGCUCCGUCUUCCUGCGGGUCAACUACGAGCUGAAGAUGCUCAUCAUGGUGGUCGCCCUGGUGGGCUACAGCACCAUCCUGCUGCACACGCACGCCCACGUGCUGGACACCUACAGCACGGCGCUGUUCCAGAGACCAGGCAUCUGGAAAGACCUAAAGAUCAUGGGCUCCGUGUCUCUCUCUAUCUUCUUCGUCACACUGCUUGUUCUGGGCCGUCAGAAUGAAUAUUACUGUAGGUUGGACUUCCUGUGGAAGACCAAGUUCAGGAAAGAACGGGAGGAGAUCGAGACCAUGGAGAACCUCAACCGGGUGCUGCUGGAGAACGUGCUGCCCGCCCACGUGGCAGAGCACUUCCUGGCGCGGAGCCUCAAGAAUGAGGAGCUGUAUCACCAGUCUUACGACUGUGUCUGCGUCAUGUUCGCCUCCAUCCCAGAUUUCAAGGAAUUCUACACAGAAUCGGAUGUGAACAAGGAAGGCUUAGAGUGCCUUAGGCUCCUGAACGAGAUCAUUGCCGACUUUGAUGAUCUGUUGUCCAAGCCCAAGUUCAGUGGGGUGGAGAAGAUCAAGACCAUCGGCAGCACAUACAUGGCGGCGACGGGUCUGAGCGGGGUGCCCAGCCAGGAGCUCGCCCAGGAGCCGGAGAGGCAGCACCUGCACAUUGGCACCAUGGUGGAGUUUGCGUUCGCACUGGUGGCAAAGCUGGAAGCCAUCAACAAGCACUCCUUCAACGACUUCAAGCUGCGAGUGGGCAUCAACCAUGGCCCAGUUAUUGCCGGUGUCAUCGGCGCCCAAAAGCCACAGUAUGAUAUCUGGGGCAACACCGUCAACGUGGCCAGCCGCAUGGACAGCACUGGGGUCCUGGAUAAAAUACAGGUGACGGAGGAGACGAGCCUGGUCCUGCAGACGCUGGGCUACGCCUGCGCGUGCCGUGGCAUCAUCAACGUCAAGGGCAAAGGGGAGCUGAAGACCUACUUUGUGAACACGGAGAUGUCCCGGUCCCUGUCACAGAGCAACCUGGCAUCCUGA
Molecule: messenger RNA, 3057 nt
Organism: Elephantulus edwardii (Cape elephant shrew)
Lineage: Eukaryota; Metazoa; Chordata; Mammalia; Macroscelidea; Macroscelididae
Gene: ADCY2
Product: adenylate cyclase 2 (brain)
Exons: 24
Coding region: 142-3057 (971 amino acids)
Biological process (GO): adenylate cyclase-inhibiting G protein-coupled receptor signaling pathway; intracellular signal transduction; cAMP biosynthetic process
Cellular component (GO): plasma membrane
Molecular function (GO): adenylate cyclase activity
Source: RefSeq, a predicted model, not a curated record